CCCCAGUUUCAGGCUGCCGCACUGGCUGCUGCUGCGUCUAGUCUAGUUGGUGUCUUCAGAGCAGAAAUCAGGAGCCAUUCACAGUCCACACAGGCCCCUUACUGGGGUGAGAAGCAGUGUUUAGCCCUCAAUGCCUCUGCCUGCCUGCCUUUCUGCUGAAGAUUAGGGUCUGUUCUGGCCCAGUUUCUGUGGAGGUUGUAGGAAGUCGGGACUGUACUGUUGGAUACGGUACUGAACUGAGUGGCUUUUCAAGGCAACAGCAUGGAGUCCCUCUUCCCUGCCCCAUUUUGGGAAGUCUUGUACGGCAGCCACUUUCAGGGCAACCUGUCCCUCCUAAAUGAGACUGGACCCCACCACCUGCUGCUCAAUGCCAGCCAUGGUGCCUUCCUGCCCCUUGGGCUCAAGGUCACCAUUGUGGGGCUCUACCUGGCUGUGUGCAUCGGGGGGCUGCUGGGGAACUGCCUCGUCAUGUACGUCAUCCUCAGGCACACCAAGAUGAAGACAGCUACCAACAUUUACAUCUUUAACCUGGCCCUGGCUGAUACCCUGGUCCUGCUGACACUGCCCUUCCAGGGCACAGACAUCCUGCUGGGCUUCUGGCCAUUUGGAAAUGCACUGUGCAAGACUGUCAUUGCCAUUGACUACUACAACAUGUUCACCAGCACUUUCACUCUGACUGCCAUGAGUGUAGACCGCUAUGUGGCCAUCUGCCACCCUAUCCGUGCCCUUGAUGUUCGUACAUCCAGCAAAGCCCAGGCUGUUAAUGUGGCUAUAUGGGCUCUGGCUUCAGUAGUUGGUGUUCCUGUUGCCGUCAUGGGAUCAGCACAGGUGGAGGAUGAAGAGAUUGAAUGUCUGGUGGAGAUUCCUGCCCCCCAAGACUACUGGGGCCCUGUGUUUGCCAUCUGCAUCUUCCUCUUUUCCUUCAUCAUCCCCGUGCUGAUCAUCUCUGUCUGCUAUAGCCUCAUGAUUCGGCGGCUCCGUGGCGUCCGUCUCCUCUCAGGCUCCAGAGAGAAGGACCGGAACCUGCGGCGUAUCACACGAUUGGUGCUGGUGGUAGUGGCUGUGUUUGUGGGCUGUUGGACACCUGUACAGGUGUUUGUGCUGGUCCAAGGACUGGGUGUUCAGCCAGGUAGUGAGACCACAGUGGCCAUCUUGCGCUUCUGUACAGCCCUAGGCUAUGUGAACAGUUGUCUCAACCCCAUACUCUAUGCUUUUUUGGAUGAGAACUUCAAAGCCUGCUUCCGCAAGUUUUGCUGUGCUUCAACCCUGCACCGGGAGAUGCAGGUUUCUGACCGCGUGCGCAGCAUUGCCAAAGAUGUGGGUCUUCCCUGCAAGACCUCUGAGACAGUACCACGGCCGGCAUGACUAGGCGUGGACCUACCCAUGGUGCCUGUCAGCCCACAGAGCCCGUCUACACCUAAUACAGAGCUCACACAGGUCACUGCUCUCUAGGCUGACCUGAGUUUAAGCAUCUGGAGCCUUGAAAGGCUUUCCUUUUGGCUCAGGACAUUCAGUCCUUGAGGGAUACUUCAUAACACCAUGGGUCAGGUCAAAGCAUUAGGGUGGCCUCCAUGGCUUCUGUCAGACUAAGCUGCCCUCCUGGUACAGGACCAGAGAGGACAAAAGGACACUUCCUGGAAGUAUCCAUAGCAUAGCAGAUAUGAGUCCAUGUAGGUAUUCAUACUUUUCCUGACUCUUCUUUGACUUUUCCCUGCUGGGACAGCUAAGCUCUGGCUCUGGGUGGACUCAACCUAAGGUUCAAUAGUGGCUGUGUGGUCACGUGCACACCAUGUGCUGUACAUUGUUGCUCUUAGCCUUGUAAUGUCUUCUCAGAACCGCUAUACAUAUUAGUGUUGCCUGGGAGUGGAGUGGGGAGCAUUUCUUUGCAAUGGGACUGGUCCUAAGCUUGGAGCUGUCUCAGAGCAUAUGCUAGCUCUGACUCCACUGGUGCAGCCAGGUUACCUGAGGUGAGUGGGCAUCAGUGGGUUUUUAAAUGGCUAUUUUCUGAAGAUUCUUCCCAUUCUGCACCAUGGAAGCUAUGGGGGUGGGGGUGAACUUGGCACUGCUUCUACUUGCUCUGCCUGACUGUAGCUCCAACCUGGGCCACCUUCUCUGCAAGAGGCCAACAAGAACAAGACCCAGAGACUUUCCCUCCAAAAGCAUUGUGAAUUCUCACACCAUAGACUGCUUGGAAAGCCCUGCUUCUGGGUGUAUAGGAGGUACUGAGGAGGAAGUUGCUGUGUGGCCUCUGUGGACUGCUUACAAAAUGGAGGCAUUGUGUGCUGGCCUUGGCUGCAUGGUAAGGGCAGGGCAGGAGAAUAUGCUCCGUCCUCAGGUCCCUACAGCCUCCCAUGGCUCUCCUUCACAGUCUCUCUUUUGCUUGAUAUCAGAGUCAACAGUGGUACCACUAGAAGCUUGGUAGCCUGGGAAGGGUGGCAGUCAGGAUGUGUUCAGCUCUGUACGAACAGUGACCAUCUGCUUCAUUUACAGGCCUCAGGGCAUAUUUGGGUAAGGCCUGCGCUUGCCGCCAAAUUGGAGAUUGGCUUCACAUGGAGAACUGAUGUGAGUGCUAAGGCCUACAAGGGCUUGUUUGAGCCACACUGAAAAGACCAUUAGGGCUUUGGAGACAUUGGAGGAGUCUCUGUACCUUGGGGGCACUCUGGUGUAGUAAUUCAGAGAGACUUUGUAAAUAUCCUUCCUGUGGAUUAGCUACCAAAAUAUUAGUAACCUCAAAUAGACUUUGCUCUUCUACUAAGACCUUUGUCAGGUGACUUCCCAUAGUGUAGAGCCUGGGCUGGCUUCUGUCUUAGGGAGACCUGGCUUUAGCAGUCUUCCUGGGGAAGCCAGGACUCUUUCUGUAACACUUAGGUGGGAGCCACUGGCUGUAGUGUUUUCUUGCCAAGACUGGAAAUGUGAAUUUAUACAUCGUUAUGUAUUUAAGCAUGCAACAAAUGUCAUUUCAGUGCAUGUAGCCAGCCCUGAACCUACCUCUGAGGUAAUGAAGGAGGGCCAUAAUAAACACUUGC
Nannospalax galili (Upper Galilee mountains blind mole rat) is the source of this 3026-nucleotide messenger RNA. RefSeq names its product opioid related nociceptin receptor 1 (gene Oprl1). Lineage: Eukaryota; Metazoa; Chordata; Mammalia; Rodentia; Spalacidae. Gene Ontology annotation, molecular function: nociceptin receptor activity; neuropeptide binding. Gene Ontology annotation, cellular component: membrane; neuron projection. The transcript has 4 exons. Gene Ontology annotation, biological process: sensory perception of pain; neuropeptide signaling pathway. The coding region runs from base 262 to 1365 and encodes 367 amino acids. The record is from RefSeq and is a predicted model, not a curated record.